Molecule: messenger RNA, 8023 nt
Organism: Leptidea sinapis
Lineage: Eukaryota; Metazoa; Arthropoda; Insecta; Lepidoptera; Pieridae
Product: F-box only protein 5-like
Exons: 2
Coding region: 183-1511 (442 amino acids)
Biological process (GO): regulation of mitotic nuclear division; negative regulation of meiotic nuclear division
Cellular component (GO): nucleus
Molecular function (GO): protein binding
Source: RefSeq, a predicted model, not a curated record
UCUUCAACUUAUAACGAUAAUCAAAUUAAAAUUGUUUAUUAUUUUAACGCGCCAAAUUAAUUUAACUGCUCCUUAUAAGAUAAAAAAGUACACAAUGGUUGAAAAUAGUACAAAGUGGAACAUGAGUUAAUCUUAUACAGAUAUUGGAGAUCUUAGAUAGCAAAAUAUUAAACGCUGGAGAAAUGGAUAUGCAUUCGGAGCUAGCUGAACCUUUAACACCUGGAUUGUCCUAUGGAAACAAUAGCAACUAUUGGAAAAAUGAAGACAGUGGUUACCAUACACCGUAUACUCCAGGCUCAUUUGAAUGUUCUGAAACAUCUAACGAUGGCUCAGCUUCUGGACUCCUAAAAGGCAAUAUUUGUAUCAGGGGCCCCUUUCAUGUAGAUUGCUAUAGCUUUUCAACAGAUGUGAAUAUUUUGCCUAGGAGUAAAUACAAUUGCAGUAAUUUAAAUGAUAGUUUCAAAGAGUCACCUCAAAUUAGGCGGGGUGUUAAAAGAUCAUAUCAAGAAGACAUUGAAAAUAGUGAUCUAGGAUAUUCAACUGUUCCAACACCAACAACAUUAAUUGCUGGAGGAUUAAGAAAGUUGAAAUUUAAUGAAUGUAGUAAGAUUAAAGGAUCUGGCUUGGGACAUACUGAGUCUAUAAAUGGAUUAUACCAUUUUAAUGAUCAAGUGCAUACAUUCCCAUCUACACCAAUAAAGAGAACAUGUAGAACAAGUUGCAAAUUGAGUAGUCCAUCCAGUUUAAAAAGACCAGCUAAAAAGCUAAGCUUUGUAAUGCAUUCCUUGACUUGUGAAUCUCAUGCACUUCAAAAUGUAUCAAAAAUUCCAAAAGCUCAUUCAAAAGCUGUAAAGUCUAUUCAAUUUCGACCGGAACAAAAAUUUGAUAUUAUUAAAAUGUUAUAUGAGAAAGCAAAUGUUAUGCCACCUAUUAUGAAAAUCUUCAGUUAUUUAUCUAAUGAAGAUAUAUUUAAUUUUACUCUAGUCAGUCCUGUGUGGCUCAGAGUAUGGGAAGAUGUGAGCAGGAUUAAAACAAAAAAAAUUGAAUACUUAAGGUUUUUAAAAACUGCUAAAGAAAAUCAAGAAAAUAAAGGUAUUAAUACCCCAAAUCCAACCAAUAGUAGUCAAUCGAGACCAUUAAUUGAGAUACAUAAUGUUCUUAAUACUAGCAAUAUUCAAAAGAAUUUGUCAAGCAGUCCGCCAAGUACACCUAGAACAAUAAGGUUCAAAAAGUUUACAAAGAUGGCUGCAUUGGAUAUUCGGAAGCAAUUAUCAUGUGUCCGCUGCAGUCAACCAGCCAAAGUGACCGAGGAGAGUUCUGGAGAAGAGUGGGUUGAGUGUACAAGCGCAACAUGUGCCUAUCAAUAUUGUAAAUUAUGUAAAUGUGAACGGCACCCAGGUAAGAACUGUAUUCUAUAUGAUCUAGAUGGCCCAAGUCCCUCGAAACGAAAGAAAAGUACCAGCACCAUUGGAACAAAGAAAAGUAAACGUAAUCUUAGAAGACUACUGUGAGUCUUGUUUACGAAUAUGUCUACCAGUGAGUUAUUGUUAUAACAUUGCAUUCCAUAUCCAAAGAUUUGAUGAUUCAAUAAGUCAUCCCGAGAUUAGUGUAUUAUUAUUAUUUAGGUUUAUUAUGGUUGGAUGGAAAAUUGUAAGGUCUGAUGAAGUGCCAUUUUAAUUUUUAAUUUUUUUUAACUCAACAGUUUUUACCUCAUUAUUACCAAAAUAUGAUGUAAUAAUAUUAUGAUGUAUUUUCCCUUGCUCAUAUAUGUGAAUCUUAAUAAUUUUAAGAGUCAUAUUAAUAAUAUAUUAUAUUGUUACUAACAUAUUGACAGUACAAUAUAUUAUUAAGCAGGUUAUUAUUUAUAACUAGAGAUCCUUACAAUAUCAACAUUAAAAGUUUAAGAGUAUCAAAUACUUCAAAAUUUGCACACAAUGAAAUUAAUUGACAGACUGAAAAUUGCCAUAUAAUCUAAUGAUUAUAAUAUCUAGACAUAGCUUAUACUAAGAUUGUAAAUAGUAGUCCUAUUAUUAAUUUAAUAUUUUAUGUCUUUUUAAAUUUUGGGGUAUUUUUAGGUGUUUGAAAUUCUAAUUCUAACAGUAAUUGUAUUCUUGAGAAUAUACAAUAGUAGUAUAUUUAUGAAAUCGGUGACAGUUAAUGUUUUAACAACUGAUAUAUUAAAUCUUUGACCGGAUUAACAUUUUAUUACAAUGAAACCAGUGAAUUACUGUAACACUUUUUUAAAACAACAUUGCUGUGAAUUUAUUUUCCAAACAUAAGACUGUUUUACAAUUAGGAUUGUCGUAUUUUUUAAAUUAAUAAAACAUACUCAUUAGAUUAAUUUUAAAAUAGAUAUUAGAACAUCACUUUUGAAAAAUAAUUAUACUAUAUGAAUGGCCAUAAUCUGAUAAGUAUUAGCUCGUAGGAUACCAACACAUUCCAACUUCAUAUUAAUUGGAAUUAUAUUUGUUUAUAUUCAUCUUAAAUUAAAUUUGUAUUUUCAAAUUCACAGAGUACAUUUAGGUUGAAGUCUAGCGUACUUAGACGCUCAGACUUUACUUACCUAAUACUUAACGGAGUGGAAGCUUUAAUUUCAUUUUUAUAGUCAUUUGACAGCUGAAAUGAUACUGAGCUAAAGCUAAGACAGCCUAAUGCAAAAGUCAAGUUCACAUUUUAUCACACGAAGCUAAGUUUUUGUAAGUCUAAGUACGCUUUAUAGAUCUCAGCCUUAGUGUAUGAAUGGAAGUAAAGUACUUCUUGUAUAAUUCUAUUACUGUCCGAUUUUUACUGUUAUUAUUAUUAUUAUGAGAUAGUUGGCCACAGAACCAGCCAAUUAGUCUUUUAAAUUAUAAUUACAUAAGUAUUUCAAGUAAAUGGUGUUCUAAUUCAUCACAGAGUAUGAUUUUGAAUAUAGGCUUAAAGAAUUUAUUUUAUUAAAAAUGAACCUGUGGGGCCAAUUAUAAGUAAGCUUUUUUUAUAUUUAAUAAAAAAAAAACAUUUUUUGUGCCUUAGCUUCUUUUAAUUUUCAUGUUUCCCACAUAUUUUGUCUCUAAAACAAUAUUUAUUUUUUGUUUUGUUUUUUAAGUAUAAAGGCAAGAAAAAUUUAAACAACUUCUUGUUUGAAUUUUUCAUUUCUGAAGGUUGUGUCAAUACUUCAAAGUUUUUGUAACAUUGAUCACUAAAGGCAACCACUCCUUUUGGUUCUCGGCUUUCUUUAUUGAGGUCGUAAGUGGUAGGCCAGUGAUCUGGUCCGACUAGCAGCUGGAUGAUAGUCCUAGUGGUCUUUUGCCCUCAACCUUGCCUAUGACUAUCAGCUUGUCUAAAUUACUGGCUGGAAGGCUUAUACAAAGUGUCGGUCGAUGUGGCAAAAAACAACAACUUAUUUUGAUGAUAUUUGUUGUUUUUUUACACAACUAACUUCAACAUUAUUUGGAAUAGGUACAUUUUAUUGCAACAUGUAUAUUAUUCCUAGUGGUCAGUAUCUUUAAAAUACUAUUUUACAUUACUGAUUGGAUUACUGUAGUUAUCUCUUUAGCUGCGCCAUAAUAAUAUCUGAAUGAGCUUGUUUCUUUUCUUUAUGUAUGUGUUUAAUUUUAAAACAUCUUUAAGAAUACUCCCUCAGUUCUAUCUAGUCUUGAACAUUACAUUACAAUACUAUUAAUUGCUUUAUUUCCUUAAUUUUUAACGUAGAACUACGAUUGUAAUUUAAGGUAUAUCAGGACUUGGGUUUAUUAAGUUUUAACAUUUAGUUGUUAUAUAUCACAUUAUACAAUGUUGUGAAAUCUUUAGAAUUAAAUGCUUUUUUUUAUAAUUUAGAUAUAAAAUAAGAACAUAAUAUUUUUGUCAAUGUUAUUACAUUUUCUAGCCACAUAAGACACAAAGUCAACCGAAUAUUGUUUCAUGAAUUAUCAUCUAUCGGUAAGUAUAAUAGUUGUGCACUACCAAUUAAUUGCUUCUGCCACAGUAGUUACACCAAAUAGUGGUGGUUGAUAUCUCAUGCAGCCCCGGUAAUUUGUGAAUGCACAAAGACUUAUAGCCAGACCAUUCAUGAAGGCCAUAAGAUCAUUAUUCUGAUAACACACUAUUUUUAUUCAGGCAAAAAUAUUGUCAGUGCUUACCAUAACACUUUCACACUAAUCUGUUCCGAUGUAUUGCUUCCCGACAAAUUGUAAUGUACCUAAUCUUUGAAAGUAUCACAACUAUACUAAUGUCAAAACCUCAUAGCCCUUGGUGCUCUAUAAGUACCAUUGGAACGCUACGGACAGAUGCAAUUUCCUUUUGUUAUUAUUGUUUAUUAUUCACAUCCAUAAUAGUGCACUAUGCUUCUAGUAAUACUUGUUCGUAGUGUGUGUCAACACUAGAUAAAGACCCCCUUAUUCAUAAUAGUCUGCUAGCUUAAAGCAUUGCUAAUUCUCACUCUGUGUUCUUCUAUUGACCUAAGUCAGAAUGAGAAAAAACACUCCUUAGUGGCUGUUUUAAGUUACCCGACCAUUAUGAAUAAGGGGGAUAGUGACCGUGGGCAGCGAGUGUUUGAUAUUAUUAUCAGGGAUAGAGUUGUCUAUAUCGAGCAAGCUUAUGUGAAAGUGUUACUCUGCUCCAUGUUACUUACAUAUUUUCUAUUUAUUUCGACCUGCGAAUAGAUUAAUUGUAUUAUAUGGCGGGAUUGCGAUACGUCGUUUCAGGCUUAGUGUGCUCGAUUAAAAUCUUCAUAAACCGAUAGUUGGCAGUUUUAUAAAAAGAAAAUUAUAAUUUAUAUUUAGGGAAUUUACUGAGAUUACACAAAAAUAGCACAGGACCUUUCAAAACAACAAAAAUCACCAGCGCCUUAUAAAAUUGUGACAGCUUUUAUAGCCUGCUCAAUUUGGACAGAGUAUAUACUGGUGUUGUGCCAAUUUUUUUACCUUUAUUUGAUUAGAGUUAGCUUCCAAAUUCACCAAUUUGCAAAUAAAUUAAAUAUAUAUUUAUAGUAGGAAAAUGCAUUUAAAAAUUAUUUCUAGAUACAUUCGAAAGCCGCCUCAGGCUAGAUGCGCAUAGAUCUAUUUAUCUUUCGAGUAAGUUUCAUUCUGAAAAGCAUGCUUCGAUCAACCUUAUAGCACAGAGGCGGGUAAUCAAGGGCGGACGCCUUCAGAUACCACAGUAGGAACACAUCAAUUGAUAGUAGCCAGUAGGGUUGAUAUUAUAAUUGGUCAGGUGAUAUCAAUCAAUAUUAUAUUGUAGUCAUUGCCCAAUGAACAUACCGACCGAAUUGUUUGCAUUACGAAUAUCAUGUAGGUAUUAGAUACCAGUGGGAGGCUCUUUUGCACAGGAUGCCGGCUAGAUUAUGGCUACCACAACGGCGCCUAUUUCUGCCGUGAAGCAGUAACGUGUUAGCAUUAGGUACUGUGUUUCGGUCUGAAGGGUAGCCGUAGCUAGUGAAAUUACUGGGCAAACGAGACCUGGCAUCUUGUCUCAAGGUGACGAGCGCAGCAAAUCAGAUUUUUAGGGGAUUUUCAAGAAUCCUAAGCGCCACUGCAUUGUAAUGGGCAGGGCGUGUCCAUUACCAUCAGCUGUACGUCCUGCUCGUCAUGUCCCUUAUUUUCAUAAAAAAAAAAUCAGAAGACCAUAAGUGCUGCUAGGACUUGACCAUCAGAAUGGUCAAUAAAUAAUUCAGUAAUGUGUGAGCGUCCUCCUUCCUACUCGAAGGGAUUUAUACCAUAAUUCAAUGUGAAGUCGUUAAAUACUUUGUAAUUUAAAAAUUUAUAUGUUAGCGGACAAUUUGUAUGGCAAUAUCUUGUUUUUUUCUCUAAUAUCUGUCAAAAUUUCGGUUGGUAUAGAGCGUACUAUGACUUUGCUCAGACAUUACUCAGAGUAAAACUUAGCUGAGUGUAAGCUUAGCAUUGUCUUUGAUUUAGUUUUUAUUGUUAUUUGUCAGCUGAAAUUAUGCCGAGCUUGACCUAAGACGGCCCAAUGCAAAAGUCAAAUAGCGUUUUAUCACACUUAGCUAAGUUUGAGUAAAGUCUAAGUAUCUAUCUCGCUCUAUAGAUCUGACCCUAAGGAAAAUGGUAUCCUUUGGUAAUUGUACCUCACUUUCGGGUACUGGAUACAAACCCUUGGAUGUAAAGUGCCAGUAUAUUGUUAAGUUCAGAACAUCUUAAAAAUAAAGUUCUCGAGUCGCGGUGUUUGUUACCAAACUACUCCGAAUCGGCUGAAUCGAUUUAUAUGAAAUUGUGUGCAUAUCGGAUAGGUCUGAGAAUCGGUCAACAUCUAUUUUUCAUACCCCUAAAAAGUAUGAUUCACCCUAAAUAUUUUUUUAUUUUUUUCGACAGUAAAAAAAAAAUACGUACAACUUCAAAUUUUCACCCGUCUGCGAUCACCACCUAUUUUUGUAUCGCAAUUUUAAUAUUAUUCUAUUCCAUCCACAGAUACGCAAUAGAGUUACAACAUGAAAAUCGAAUAUAAUAUUUGUAGUUCGAUAAAUUCUAUGUACGAUAUAUUUGGUAGGUUUGAGAAUCGGUCGUUAUCUAUUUUUUAUAACCCAAAAAUUUUUAUUAUUGUUUUUUUUUAAUUAAUUACAAUACAACGUUUGCUGGGUCAGCUAGUUUUUUUUUAUAAAUAUGAGAUAAUGCGAGAAUGUAUUGACGUAACACCGUUGUCCGUUACAAGUUCACCGAGUUCCGCGCCAAACGAUACACCGAGUAACGGUUUAUCGUUUGGUUUUCGUUCCAUAAAUAGCGCCGAUGGCAGCGCGAAUAACUUUUUAAAGAAAUCAUUGUAGAUCGUGUUACAUUUGAUUACGACCUCAAUAAUGCUAAGCCCAGUGUCGUGAUUUUCAAUUAUUAAAACAGGUUUAUUGAACCAGAGGCCACAUAUUCAAUACAAAAAAUGGAUUAUGACUUUAAUUAACUCAGUCCUGUUUAUAUCGUAUUUAUUUUAAGAUUUUUCUUUGUUUAAGGUCACUUUUUACAAACUUACUUGUAUUUGGUACUCUUGCUAUCAAUAUAAUAUUAUGCAGUUACAAUAAAAAUAAGUUUGUAAAUUAGUAGACUAAGACGUACAAGGUGUUAUUACAAAAAAAAUAUCUAAACAUGGCUUAGUAACUAUAACAACGUCAGUGUCCUAACAAUGACGACGUCUAAAAUGGAGUUUAUCAUUUUCUAUUACAAAACAGUGUUUAGCUUGUGUUUAACUAAAACGUCCUUAAACACAACAUAAACUGAAGUGUACAGAAAAAAUUAAAGGAACUGUCAUCUAUGUGUCAUCAUAUACCUAAUCUAACGGCUGUUCCCAAUAUACUAUCUACACAUAGAGAUAAAUUACUACCUUCUACUGUCAGUAAUUAGCUAUCAAUAAUCUGAAGCUGUCCCAAUAUACCCGAUAAGACAUUAUUAUCGCCACUUCACUGUUGCAAUUUCCAUACAAACUUCUAUCGCUAGUAAGCUAUACGUCGUCCCAAUGACAGACAGCGUGUACAUCCAUAAACAAGAUGAGUUACCGUCGAUAAGUUUAUUGGGACAGAAAAGUCAACGAUAGUUACGAUUUUUUAUCUCAAGUAGGCUACAACCGGAGAUAGAAUAAAUAUUGGGAAUGGCCGUAAAUCUUCCAGAAUAUGAUCUAUCCAUUAGAAACACCUUAGACAAGCUUCGAUUCGUGUUUAAAUAUAAGCAAUGUCUAAAGAUUGUUGACCGUUAAACAACAGAAAGACACAGAUUUGUAAUAUAACUUAUUUAAAACAAGUGUUCAACACAUGUUUAACUUUUUUGUAAUAGCACUACAUAUGUUUGGUUUGAUAGCUGUAUGUUAUUAUUUAUUUGUAAAUAUACACGUUUUAGUAUAUUGACUCAAUAUUCUCAUUUUUUGCAUGAAUUCGUCUUAAGUUACACUCUUGCGUAAGGGUUUAUUUUAUUUGAAUGAAUUUCUUUUUAAGUUCAUUUUGCAGAAUUCGUAUGUAAUAAUUUAAUGUAUGAAUCGAAUUGUUGUAAUGUUUUGUACGAAAUACUUAAAACGCUCUCUUUUAUACCCUUUCUUAAUAAAAGUCUUAAAAAAU